This is a messenger RNA of Camellia sinensis, 843 nucleotides long. The record is from RefSeq and is a predicted model, not a curated record. Lineage: Eukaryota; Viridiplantae; Streptophyta; Magnoliopsida; Ericales; Theaceae.
AUGUUCGAAGGCGGCGUCGGCGUAGUAAUGCUGCGGCGGAAGGAGGUGCUGCGCGACGGAGGACGGCGGAGGAGGGUGAGUCAAGGACAGCGACUCGAAGGAGUUAGGCGUGAAGGUGGUGGACUCGAAGAAAUUUCAAGGAGAUCCCUGAGAGCUUGGGAAGAUGAGUUGCAUCUUGAGCUGAUUAGUAAAUUGCCUCAACCUCUCAGCCUUAAUAACAAUUGUGUGGAUCACCUACUAUGGACUCCUCUCCCAUCAGGCUCCUUUACAGUUAAAUCUCUUUAUGGAAUUUUUGAAAAUUCUCUUCGUUUAACCCCUUUCCUGAUUAUGAAGAUGUGGAAAUCAGCAGCCCCUCCCAAAAUUAAAGCUUUUGGUUGGCUUGUUUGGUGGAAUAGCAUCGCCUCUUCGGAUCUCCUUGCUCGCAGGCUCAUUAUCCCCGCUAUCAAUCACUGCGCUUUUUGUGGUACCGAUAACGAAUCUGCUCUGCAUUUGCUCCUGCAUUGUAAGUUCGCUUGGAAGGUUUGGGCGGAAAUCAUUUGUUGGUGGGGGUCCCAAUGGGUUUCCCCUAGUUCCUUACAAGACUUACUUUUAUGGUGGUAUGGUCAAAAAUACAAACACCUGGGUAAACUCAUCUGGGAAGCAAUUCCAUUGGCUGUGGUUUGGAGUUUAUGGAUUGCCAGGAACAACAUGGUUUUUAACUCUAUAGCUCCUGGCUGGGGGAAUAUUAUGGAUAGUAUCAAGAUCAAAGUGGCCACAUGGGUGAAGUUUUCCACACAUUUGCCUUCCUACACAAUCCAUGAUUUCAUGUUCUGCUUGGAUGGAUUGAAGGGCCACAAAUUGUAG